Gekko japonicus is the source of this 944-nucleotide messenger RNA. It is a transcript of the gene LRRC46, whose product is annotated as leucine rich repeat containing 46. The transcript is spliced from 9 exons. The record is from RefSeq and is a predicted model, not a curated record. Lineage: Eukaryota; Metazoa; Chordata; Lepidosauria; Squamata; Gekkonidae. Gene Ontology annotation, molecular function: protein binding. Bases 7 to 915 code for a protein of 302 amino acids.
UCAGUCAUGCCUGGAGAGAACAUACACAGUUCCUCCAAAGAAGGAGUAAACUUAACAAAAUCCCUCAUUGCGCGGAGGAACCUGUUUGCCCCAGUGGAGAAAGGGUCCCUGGAGAGCAUAUCCCAGGCCUUGACUUCUCUUCCGGUCCUCCGACUAGACAGGGAGAGAAUCAGCCACAUCCCAGACCUACAAGGUUUAGAACACAUCCACAGCAUCUAUCUGCAACAGAACCAAAUCAAGAAAAUUGAAAACCUGAGCUGCUUGCCCAACUUGAAAAGCGACAAAUUAAAUGAGUUGCCCCAGAGCAUCCGGAUUCUUGAUUUAACAGGAAAUAAAUGCACCAAUCAGAAAGGCUACAGUUCUUGUGUUCUCCUCCUUCCGAGGGAAUCCAUUCUGGCAGCCCUGCCUCACCUGGUAGAACUGGAUGCCCAGCGUGUCCCUGACCGAAAGGCCCCUCCUGCCCAAGGCAGGGAAGAAGCAGAGGGGAAUUCAGAAGACAGCGAUGAGGACAUCCCUGAGCUCUCUCAGCCUCUGAGCACAGAAAAAGACUUCUUUGUUGACCUCCACAAUGAAUUUAUCAGUCGCUCCGAAAGGAGAAGAAGGGAGGCCCUCAGUGAGCACGAAGCCCGUCUGGAGGAGCUGAAGGAGCGGGAGAAUCUGAGAUACCUGCUGCUUAACGCAACCCCCCAGGCCCCAAGUCCGCCAGGCCCUCAAACCCCAACCCUGGAGGCUCCCACAUUCCAAACUGAGUGCCACGGCUCACCUAGCCCAUCUUUAGAAGCAGCAAGUUCCACGUUUCAUGAAGGACUGAGUACACCAAAGGGGAAGGCUAAGGUCAGAAGUCAGAUCCAGGGGAAAACUCUGAAAGGAGAGAUAUCUGGUACAGCUAAAUGUGUGAGAAAAGCAAAGAAAUGACCUUUGCACCAUGAAAUAAAGAAACUCAC